AUGACUGAUGAGGCAGCCCCAACAAACCCCUGCUGCUCAGAGCCAUGCCAGAACAGGGGGGUCUGCACAGCCAUGGGUUCAGAUAAUUAUGAAUGUGACUGCACACGCACUGGAUUUUAUGGACAAAACUGUACAACACCUGAAUUCCUCACCUGGAUAAAAGUUUCCCUCAAGCCUUCGCCCAACACUGUUCAUUACAUCUUGACUCACUUCAAAGGAUUUUGGAACAUCAUCAACAGCAUCUCAUUCCUAAGAGAUGCCAUUAUGAAAUAUGUGCUGACAUCUCGAUCCCAUAUGAUCGACAGUCCUCCCACUUAUAAUGCUGAUUAUGGAUACAAAAGCUGGGAAGCCUAUUCUAACCUAUCCUACUAUACUCGUGCCCUUCCGCCUGUACCUGAGGGUUGCCCAACCCCUAUGGGAGUAGUAGGUAAAAAGGAGUUGCCUGAUGUUAAGGUUUUGGCUGAGAAGCUCUUGGUGAGACGGCAGUUUAUUCCAGACCCGCAGGGAACCAGCUUGAUGUUUGCGUUCUUCGCGCAGCACUUCACGCACCAGUUCUUCAAAUCUGAUAUGAAGAACGGACCUGCUUUUACCGUGGCUAAAGGGCAUGGGGUGGAUCUUGGGCACAUUUAUGGCGAAAACCUGGAGAAGCAACACAAACUCAGGCUUUUCAAGGACGGCAAGCUAAAAUACCAGAUACUAAACGGAGAGGUUUAUCCACCACUGGUUAAGGAUGUGGGUGUUGAAAUGCACUACCCACCACACAUCACAGAGUCUCAGCGCUUCGCUGUUGGCCACGAGGCUUUCGGCCUGGUCCCCGGUCUCAUGAUGUACGCCACCAUUUGGCUUCGUGAACACAACAGAGUGUGUGACAUUUUGAAGGAAGUUCACCCUGACUGGGAUGACGAAAGACUCUUCCAGACGGCUCGGCUCAUCCUUAUUGGCGAGACCAUCAAAAUUGUGAUUGAGGACUAUGUUCAGCACCUGAGUGGAUAUCACUUCAAACUCAAGUUCGACCCAGAGCUGCUGUUCAACCAGCGCUUCCAGUACCAAAACCGCAUCGCAUCCGAGUUCAACACCCUGUACCACUGGCAUCCGCUGAUGCCUGACAGUUUCCACAUUGAGGAGAGGGAUUACAGCUACAAAGAGUUUGUCUUCAACACCACUGUGGUGACAGAGCACGGCAUCAACAACCUUGUUGAAUCAUUUUCCAAGCAGAUUGCAGGACGGGUUGCUGGGGGUCGGAACGUCCCGGGAGCCAUCCUGUAUGUGGCAAUCAAGUCCAUCGAGAGCAGCAGACAAAUGCGUUACCAAUCUCUUAAUGCCUACAGGAAGAGAUUCUCCAUGAAACCUUACACUUCCUUUGAAGACAUGACAGGAGACAAAGAAAUGGCCGCCAUAUUGGAGGAGCUGUACGGCGAUGUUGACGCCGUGGAGCUUUACCCAGGGCUGCUGGUGGAAAAGCCCCGACAGAACGCCAUCUUUGGGGAGACGAUGGUGGAAAUGGGGGCUCCUUUCUCCCUCAAAGGCUUGAUGGGGAAUCCAAUCUGCUCCCCGGAGUACUGGAAGCCCAGCACCUUCGGAGGCGCAGUCGGCUUCGACAUCGUCAACACCGCCUCGCUGCAGAGGCUCGUCUGCAACAACGUUCGGGGUCCCUGUCCGGUGGCAUCCUUUUAUGUGCCCGAUGUCAAAGACACUGGAUCGAUGACCAUCAACUCCAGCACGUCUCACUCGCGCAGCAGUAACAUCAACCCCACAGUCAUUCUGAAAGAAAGGACUUCUGAACUCUAGAUGCUGAUUUUUUUUUAAAAUAGAGAUCUUUAAAAAUUGUAUUUAUUUAUUUAUUUUUAUAUUUAUAAUGCUUAUGUAUUUAAGAUUUCUAAACAGAGUUUACAUUGUCAUAGUUGAAUAACGGUAGUUCAGUGGGUGAAAUGGACGUACAGGGAAGUUCAAACCCCAUCAACACCUCCUUUCUCUGCAAAUCACACAAUUCUAAACUUCCACCAUAAAAGAGGCGAAUCCAAACAACGCCCCAAAUUGACCACAAUUCGGGGCGUUGCUUUAAUUCGGGAUGUUGCUUUAUUUGGUUCUGGCCUGUACUUUUGUCCCACCCCGGGUGGAUGGGUAUGAAGUGUCGACUGCUGGGCCGCUGACAGGACCGGGGAGGAUUGGUUGCACUGUAGUCGACCAAAAUUCUGAACGAUUUAGAAAUUCCCCCUGGACAUUUUUUUAGGUAUAAAAAGUAGGACAUGUCAGGGAAAAAGAGGACGUCUGGUCACCCUACCAUAUCAACAACCCCUUUAAAAAGAAAGUUAUUUUAUAUUUAUGUUUUGUCUCUGCUGUUUUUUUAGUAUUUAUUAAAUAAGUUAUUGUUUUGUUUAAGAAAAAAACUGUCCUUUACUGUAAUUUACUGUAAUACUUGAAGUAGUAGGCCGUGAACCACAGAAUCCUAUUCAUUACAUUCCUUAUUUUUCCCUUAGAAUAAUGCUUGUUUCCCCACAUACUUUUCUACACAUUGACCUACAACUGGAUGAUUUACAAAGCAAUAGUCAUUGUCAUUCUUUUUUAUACUGUUAUUAAGAUUUUUUUUUUUUUUUUUUUAUAAUAAAACCUUGUGUCUGUGUCUAAGCUGCAAACAUCUGGAGUGAAUUGUCAUCUACAGUAAGAAGAUUGUAAG
This is a messenger RNA of Cyprinodon variegatus (sheepshead minnow), 2674 nucleotides long. RefSeq names its product prostaglandin-endoperoxide synthase 2 (prostaglandin G/H synthase and cyclooxygenase) (gene ptgs2b). Bases 1 to 1788 code for a protein of 595 amino acids. Gene Ontology annotation, biological process: cyclooxygenase pathway; response to oxidative stress. NCBI's taxonomy places the organism in Eukaryota, Metazoa, Chordata, Actinopteri, Cyprinodontiformes, Cyprinodontidae. Gene Ontology annotation, molecular function: peroxidase activity; oxidoreductase activity, acting on single donors with incorporation of molecular oxygen, incorporation of two atoms of oxygen; prostaglandin-endoperoxide synthase activity. The record is from RefSeq and is a predicted model, not a curated record. The transcript is spliced from 10 exons. Gene Ontology annotation, cellular component: cytoplasm; neuron projection.